This is a messenger RNA of Rhopalosiphum maidis (corn leaf aphid), 3121 nucleotides long. RefSeq names its product collagen alpha chain CG42342. NCBI's taxonomy places the organism in Eukaryota, Metazoa, Arthropoda, Insecta, Hemiptera, Aphididae. Bases 564 to 2015 code for a protein of 483 amino acids. The transcript has 22 exons. The record is from RefSeq and is a predicted model, not a curated record.
GUACUCGCACGCCGCCGUUAUAGUUUGUUUUGUGUUACGACCUCGUCUCACGAAUUUCUUUUCGUCGCCGCAUUUACGUGUUUUUUCCGCGCGCGUUUAAUACCGCACAAUACAUCGGCGUAUCGAUAUAAUUUUUUUCCGUGUGUGCGAUUUUUUCAUUUUUAUAUAUACACGUAUUGCGGUAAAAUUCGUUUUUCUUUGGUUUUAAAAUUCCUAUCGUUAUUAAAAUUUUUUAUAUAUCGUCUUUUCCGAAUAAGCGCGGGAGAUAGCCGUGUCAGUAUAGUAUAAUAUACCUACUGGGAAGUGAAAAUUAUUACCUCGUUUUCGGCAUAGGCGUCCGUGCAGGAUAAUGUUCGAGCCAGUGUCGGCGGUCGGACCCCGCGCAAAUUUCCAGCAGAUCACUUAACGCGAAAGCGGCGACUGCGUAUAGGGAAACACACACACAGGACACCCCACGAAUUUGCAGGCUCCUCCGACUCAGAUCGCGAUCCAGUUGUCGCAGACGAUACCGAACGGCAACAAACACUACAACCACCAUCACCACCAACCACGCACUGCAAUACAUGGCGACCGAACGACAGCAGACGUCGACGGUUCGACAGGCGUUCGCGGUCGGCCGGUGGGUCGUGGCCGCGGUGCUUUGUCUGGCGGUCGCGGCGUACGCGUGGCACGCGUACUCGGUCUUGGAGCGUCGCGUGGACACGCUGGAGGCUGCCGUGGCGAAGAUGCAGCAGCAGCUGUCGGUAGAACACUCGUUUUCGGGCUCAAUAAUGAGUAUCGAUCUGCCGCCCAGGAACAAGCGGGACGCGACGUCCGGACAGUGCCUAUGCCCUCCCGGGCCUCCCGGCAAACGGGGCAAGCGAGGGAAAAAAGGCGACACCGGCGAUCCAGGGCCAGCGGGCCCGGCAGGUCCGCCUGGGAAAAAUGGUUUUCCGGGCCCGAAAGGAAUGAGAGGGACCAGAGGCUCGAUGGGGCCCAUUGGACUGGACGGACCGAAAGGCGACGUCGGUCAUCCGGGUGACAAAGGACAGAAAGGUGAUUCCAGCGCACCAAACUUCGACAUAUAUGCCGCGGUUAAGGGAACCAGCAGUAAACGAUCUGUAACAACGCUGAGAGGAGGUACUCUUGGAUACGCAGAAAUCGUAGCCGUUAAGGGUCUACAAGAGCGUGGACAUAACAUAUCGGCGGAAAGCAUAGUCAUGGUUAAAGGUGAGCCGGGAGAGCCAGGACCGCCAGGACCAACUGGGGCACGAGGACCCGAAGGAGCAAUGGGGGUAGAAGGUAAACAAGGACCACCCGGCGCUCCAGGAUUGGUUGGACCAAAGGGCGACCGAGGAGAACAAGGGCUGCAGGGCACACCUGGUCUACCUGGACCAAUCGGUGAAAAGGGUCUUAGAGGCGACAAGGGUGAUCGAGGAUUGACGACGACGUUAAAAGGCGAUCAAUUCCCAACAGGCAUCAUCGAGGGUCCACCAGGACCACCGGGACCACCUGGAUUACCAGGUCACAACGGCACGGACGGUAUCUCGGAACCAGGUUUACCGGGACCCCAAGGACCUCCCGGCCUGCCAGGCACGUCAGGUCCUAAAGGUGAAAAAGGAGAUUAUGGAGACAUUGGACCUCCUGGUUUGAUGGGACCUCCAGGCUUACCAGGUCCCCCUGGAUAUCCAGGCCAAAAGGGUGACAAAGGUGACAAAGGCGAGUCGAAAUACAACAAUAAAAAGAUCAGAAGACGACAAUUCCAAGGCGACGGCGCUUUCGAAACGAUUAAUGAACCGCAAUUAGUGGGACCUCCCGGACCACCUGGACCGCCUGGAUUGCAAGGUCCUCCUGGUAUUAAAGGUGAACGAGGCAAAGACGGCGACAAAGGCGAAAUAGGUGAAAAAGGUUCCAAAGGCGAUCCCGGCCCGAUGGGUUUACCCGGCCCGAUGGGACCCAGAGGAGAUUCAGUCCAGGGAAAGACUGGCCCGACGGUACCUAAUGUCCAAAAUCCACCUAAAUGGCAGUGGGGCUAAAACAAUACAUCACAUAAUAAACACACACAAAAAACACACAUACACACACUUAAAAACAAAUUCGUAAUUUUUCAAUUUUAAUAAUAACUUAUAAUUUUUUUAGUUUUAUGUUAAAUUAAAACGAUUUUACAAAACAAUAUUUUUUUUCCGGACGCUAUGGAGAGUGGAAAAUGGUGAGAUGAAAAGAUGAUAAAAAUAAUAAUUAAACCAAAAAUCUAUUUAUAUUAAGUAUUAAAAUGUUCUUAAGUUAUCAUAUUAGUUCCGUAUCGAUCAUUUAUAUUAAAAAAUAAUUGACAUUAUCAUGUAUACGACAUACGUAGUUUAAGACAAAGGCAUUGUGCCGUCCAGGAAAUGAUUUCGGUCGGUUUCGCUAAUUGAUUUGUUAAAUGUGUUGAUCGCGUCACGGCAGUGGGUUUACUCGAUUUACCUAACCCCAACCUACCCGUCCACUAUUCAUACCAAAGUUUUUCUCCCUUAAAAUUCAUUUAAUAUCAUUAUAUAAUUAUAGUAAUAGACAGGUUCAUUUUUUUCCGUUAGUCCAUCCUACAUAAGGCGGUGUCCUGAUUGUGACUCCCCUAUGUAUUAUAUUCGAAAAAACAUAAUAAUAUUAUCGAUCGCUUAGAUUUAACCGAUAUUAUAAUAUUAUCAGAGUUCGUAGUUUUCCGGAUUCUAAUGUUAUCGCAACCGAUAUUGAAAAACAAAAAUCUUUAUGGUUAUUUUUUUCAGUGAAGUCCCAUUACAAUUUCGUUAAUUGUUUUUAACCCAGUUUCCUCCACCAUAACAUAAACAUUAUGAUUGAUGUCAUAUAGAUUUAAGUAAUUUGUAUUUUUUUUUUAUAUAACCUUGUAUAUACAAUUAUAAUAUAUUAUAUACAUACAAUAUUUUAUAUCAUAUAUAUAUAUAUAUAUAUACAUAAAUAUAUUGUAUACUUACUCUUCCACGAGAUGCUUUACGUAAAAAACGGAAAGUUUUUCGUUUGUACAUAAUUUAUAAGUAAUACAUAACUAUAUAAUAUACUCUUAAUGGUGUAUUAGGGUUCAGAAUACAUAAUAUCGUCUUUUGGAUGAGUAUUAAAACAAAAUUAAGGUGAAUAAUAUUAUUAAUGU